Messenger RNA from Penicillium riverlandense, 1263 nucleotides. RefSeq names its product wax synthase family protein. The record is from RefSeq and is a predicted model, not a curated record. Gene Ontology annotation, biological process: lipid metabolic process. The coding region runs from base 1 to 1263 and encodes 420 amino acids. The transcript is spliced from 2 exons. Lineage: Eukaryota; Fungi; Ascomycota; Eurotiomycetes; Eurotiales; Aspergillaceae.
AUGUCCUUCCUUACGGACCUACGUUUUGCUGGCGGUAGCACCGUGUUGCAGAGCUUGAUUCCAACGAUACUUCUCGCCACGACACAGAAGCAAUCGAUUAUUCGGUAUCUCGCAAUUCUAUGCAUGGUGUGGAUCGCAAGCCAAAAUGUGCGCCAAAUGAAUCGAUUCUGUGGAUUGUCCACGUUUAUCACGGGACAAACGUUCCUAAAUAUCCCUCAAGCCGCGAAUCUCCUGCUGAUCAACCCUCUUGAUGCGGAUGACCUCGCCCGCGAGGAACCUGGACGUACGAAAACUUUCACUGGGCGUAUGUGCUACUCCUUCGAGCUGCUAUGCCAAAAUCGGGGUGUGGGAACUCCUCGACAGGUGAAGGGCAUUCCCUCGUACCCAGCAUACUAUCGCUAUACAAAGAAAGCGGGCAUCACUCUCGUUCCCCGAUGUGCUUUUUUGCUACGACAGCUGGCUAUUCUAACCUGGCAGUACGCUGUAUGCGAUAUCAUCCAGUUCGUCGGUCGCCAACGGGCAUCAGGACCAACGGCUGUAGUGUUCACAGAACCCGAGUGGAAUGUGCCCCUUGGUGAAUGGAUUGAGCGUUGUAUAAUGCAUUCUAUUUCUUGGUUUCUGAUUUCCCGGGUAUUCAUCGAUUCUCGUUAUCGUUUGGUCUCGAUCGUUACCGUCGGACUAGGGAUGAAUUCUCCCCUAGACUGGCCGCCAUUGUUUGGGAGAAUAGCCGAUGCUUAUACGUUACGACAGUUCUGGGGGACUUUUUGGCAUCAGCUGCUACGGCAGCCGUUUACAGCAAUCAGCAACUGGAUCGCCCGCGACAUAAUGCAUCUUCCUAGGCCAUCAGUACUGGAACGAUACACGAAUAUUUGCCUUGUGUUCCUUCAAUCAGGUCUAUUACAUGUUUUGCUAGAUGCUGUUGUGGGCAUGCCUACGCGGUACUCCGGCGCAUUGCCCUUUUUCACAAGUUUCACACUGGGGAUCAUGAUCGAAGAUGGUAUUCAAGAACUUUACAAACGGAUGACAGGAUCUGAGGGUCAUAUUGUUCCAAGAUGGAAACGAGCUGUUGGCCACCUGUGGGUUAUAAUAUGGCUGGGUGUUACAUCAACGUGGUAUCUGCGCCCUAUUAGCCAAAAUACUCCUCCACACGAGCUGAGUAUAGUUCCAUUUAGCAUAUCGGAUCGCGUUGGACUUACACCGGUUGUUGGAUUUACUGCAGUAAGCGGUCUUGCUCUGAUCUCCAGAUUUGGUAUUGAAAUCUGA